AUGGUUUCACAUUGCAACUUAUCAAAUAAUCGAUCAUUGACGAAAUGUUUAAUUCAAGCGUCCAAUUCUACAUUGAAACCUUCACAUCAAUUCGCUAAUACAUCGGAAUGGACCGAUGGACUCGAUCAAUGGUCAUUCUCGGUAUCAGAAGAUAUCAAGAAAACGAAUUGUUCUCGGCAUAACCUCUAUUUUUGUCCAUAUCUGGGUAUCUACAUACCUCGACGUGAAAAAGUCAAAUCGGCGCGAGUCCCAAUUCCAAAUGACUUCGUCUCUUCAACAAGCACAUCCAAUAAUCUUUUUCCUAAACGUCUUCGGCAGCUAUUCAAAAAACAAAAAGCUCUUCUCGUCGAGAACACACCAUCCGAUGAACUAUCAUCAUCGACAGCAUCCGAUGUUGAAAAUCCACCGAUAGUCAAUACAAAUCAACAAUCAAAUUCAAAUCUAAACAAAUCAAUAAACAGUCGUACUCUUAUGCGUCAUAUUCAGAGUACUAACUGUUCGAAAACAAAACAAAUCGAUGAUCAACCCUAUCAUGCAUCGUGUAACCAGGAUCGAUUGAAGCUUUUACUAAAACAACAAUUGCAUAAAUUAUUUCAAAAAGAAACCGUCGAACUUAAUUGCAGAGGAACUGUAAUGAAAACGCCAUCGUUGGAAAUGAAACCACGAAUUAAAUCAACAAGAACAACUUCAGCAGCUGAUUCUUCGUCGAUCGUCGAACGAUAUACGAAAAUUCGACAAGUCUUAACUACUCCAUCGACUGAAGAAACUCCAAUGGUUACUAAACCAGCUGAGUAUCGAAAUACUCCAACAAUUUUUCGCGGACUUUCGACUCUUGGUUUAACUGUAACGCCAUUGGUUUUCUCUUCAACCAAAAAUCUUCAGAAUUGUUCGAUGGAAGCAACAUCUCAAUCAGUAUCUCGUGUGAAUUCGCUUCAUUCUAAUGAAGAACACCGAUCUCCGUUUAAACGCGGAUUAGUGUCACCGAAUGAUAGUUUCUCAAACAGAAAUUCAACGGAUGAUCACACUCAAUUUUUCCGUAAUUUUCAACGUCCUUAUCGGUACGCACGUCGGGCUGCAGUUCAACGGUCGAAACUAUCCGAAUUAUUACCAACAGUGACAACUGAGAAAUGUUUUCUUAUUCCAAUUUCAAAUCAUCGAAAUUCUUAA
Adineta ricciae is the source of this 1167-nucleotide messenger RNA. The record is from the annotation of a GenBank genome assembly. NCBI's taxonomy places the organism in Eukaryota, Metazoa, Rotifera, Eurotatoria, Adinetida, Adinetidae.